Peronospora belbahrii is the source of this 444-nucleotide messenger RNA. The record is from the annotation of a GenBank genome assembly. Lineage: Eukaryota; Oomycota; Peronosporomycetes; Peronosporales; Peronosporaceae.
AUGCAAAACCCAAACGAAAGAAAUGGAAUUGACAAGGUAUGGCAACUGUUGCUGAAACAUUUACGACCAGAUGAUCCAGCGCUUAGUCAUCCCCAGCGACGACCCAGACGAACGAGAGGCGCGGGUGUGGCUGAACGACACGCUAAAUCGACGAAGAGUCAAUUUGACUAUGAUCAGUCGUUGUACUCUGUUGCCAGAGGUUCCAAUAAUGUUAUUCGUCGAUGCCGCGAAGGACUGCAGACGAUUCCGGGAGCAAUGGACUUACUGAAUAGGAUGGUGGAUUUCGAUCCUGCAAAGCGUCCCACACUCAAGCAAGUGAUGUAUCACCCAAUAUUUUCCAGUUUUCGGGUGUCGCCUUCCAAGGAAAAAGAAACGCCACCAGACUAUGUUGUUAGUUACUAUAGCAGUCUGUAUCGAAGGGGCCAAGCAAUUCCGGACAUUUAG